AUGUCGCUCAUCGCGAGCUCUACCGAGCCGCUCGUGCUGAUCGCAAGAUGUCCGUGGUUGCGACUGACCCCACGUUCGCAUCGAAGACUAUUCCAUGACUACUUCGUUACACACCUACCGAGCUCGAGUCUGCAUCCAGACUCACGCUCGUCCACCGGUCUGGCCCACAAGUUCCCCCGGAAAGAGUCAACCCCACACAAGCCCGAUGGAAGAAGUCCAGCUGCUCUCCGGCAUCCGACCGCGAGUCGAGACGUGACUACUGUCCGAAUUCCUCUUAAAAGUGCUAAACAUCACUACGGAGUGAGCGUCAGCCGUGGCAGCCGGCCAUACCAAGAGGACAACCAUCAAGCAGGCGUCAUAAAUCUUCCUGCGUUCGCGAAACGCCCUCCACGGUCUUUACGCCUGGACAAGAGCGGGGAAGGCACCAGUGCCGACGGCGAGAGCGGCGAUCCACAAGUCUUUUAUUUUGGCGUAUUUGACGGGCAUGGGGGCGCUGAGUGCAGUGGAUAUCUACGGGAGCAAUUACACCAAUAUAUUGAGCAGUCGGCAUUAGACUUUGGCUUGAAGUCGAGUUUGCAGAACGCCACUGGGCAUGUGGCUGGUCUUGAGGAUGCUGAGACAGUAAGACGGGGCGAAAAGGCAUUGCAAGCCAUCGACACCAGGAAUGGUUUCGAUGCUCCCACAGAAGAGAAGCCUCUGCCUCAAGAUGGGGAUAACGAUGCAAUUGCCACACUCGAGAAGAAUCUUGUCGACUCAUGGAAGGCUCUCGUCGGCGGCUAUUUCCGGCGUUUCAAGCCUCAGCAUUUCUCCAUCUUCAAGGACUCACCGCAGACCACCACUAUCGAAGAGGUGCUUAUGUACGCCUUCCUCAAGUGCGACUACGACUUCGUUUCUGCGCAGGCAGCCAAGCGCGGCGAGGAGAGAGACGUUGUCCGACAGGAACGACCCCUGAAUGAAGCCGACAUCCUCGGCGAGACCGGCAAGCGCCACGUGGAUCCAAGAGAGCGCUUCAAGGGCGGAAGUACUGCCAGUGUUGCUCUGAUCUCAACGCCAUCGCCGGUUCCGUUUUGGGCUCCGGCCACCAGCAGCACGCUCGUUGUGGCUCAUUGCGGCGACACGCGUAUUUUGCUUUGCGGAACGGCAAAUGGCUCCGCUGUGCCUUUGACGUCUGUUCACCAUCCGAGCUCACCGUUGGAGGCAGCUCGGCUUCGUCGUUUUGGAUCUUUCGUCACAGAUUCUUUCGGCGAAGAAAGAACGACAAGUGGACUCGCAAAUUCAAAAGCCUUUGGCGAUGCUGCCUCGAAAGCGAUAGGAGUCAGCGCCGAGCCUGAAAUCGUCCGCAUUGACUUGUCGUCCUCCGAGUACAGCUUUCUGCUCCUCUUCAGCGAUGGAAUUAGCGAGUCGGUGACUGAUCAGGAAUGUGUCGAUAUCGUAAAGGAGGCCAAAAGCCCGUCGGAGGGAGCUGCAAAGCUGGUCAGCUUCGCAACCGAAAUAUCUCAGAGCGGCGACAAUUGCACCUGCCUUUGUGUUAGACUCGGGGGCUGGGAGCGACGACAGGAGGGAGGCAUGGGAAGUCUCGGGACAAAAGAGUCGCGAGAGUUCAAGCGGGAGCAAGCUGCUGAUCCUCGCUCACGAAGGCGGUGA
This is a messenger RNA of Cyphellophora europaea CBS 101466, 1644 nucleotides long. RefSeq lists its product as uncharacterized. Gene Ontology annotation, biological process: protein dephosphorylation. Bases 1 to 1644 code for a protein of 547 amino acids. Lineage: Eukaryota; Fungi; Ascomycota; Eurotiomycetes; Chaetothyriales; Cyphellophoraceae. The record is from RefSeq and is a predicted model, not a curated record. The transcript is spliced from 4 exons. Gene Ontology annotation, molecular function: protein serine/threonine phosphatase activity; cation binding.